Miniopterus natalensis is the source of this 2602-nucleotide messenger RNA. RefSeq names its product mesoderm development LRP chaperone (gene MESD). Gene Ontology annotation, biological process: protein folding. NCBI's taxonomy places the organism in Eukaryota, Metazoa, Chordata, Mammalia, Chiroptera, Miniopteridae. Gene Ontology annotation, molecular function: low-density lipoprotein particle receptor binding. The record is from RefSeq and is a predicted model, not a curated record.
AUGGCGGCGUCCAGCUGGGCCCGGGUGGCCGUGGUCCUGCUCUGUGCCUGUGAUCUGCUGCUGCCGCUGCCGCCCCGGGCCUGCGCGGCCGAGGGCCCGGCUGGUAAGCCCGGCGAGGCUGCCCCGCCUCCCCCGAAGAAGAAGAAGGACAUUCGCGAUUACAAUGAUGCGGACAUGGCGCGUCUUCUCGAACAGUGGGAGAAAGAUGAUGACAUAGAAGAAGGAGACCUCCCGGAACACAAAAGGCCCUCAGCACCUGUCGACUUCUCGCAGCUAGACCCAGGCAAGCCGGAGAGCAUAUUGAAAAUGACGAAGAAAGGGAAGACUCUGAUGAUGUUUGUCACCGUAUCAGGAAGCCCCACGGAGAAAGAGACGGAAGAAAUCACCAGCCUCUGGCAGGGCAGCCUUUUCAACGCCAACUAUGAUGUCCAGAGGUUCAUCGUGGGCUCAGACCGCACCAUCUUCAUGCUGCGUGAUGGGAGCUACGCCUGGGAGAUCAAGGACUUUUUGGUCAGUCAAGACAGGUGUGCUGAUGUCACUCUGGAAGGACAGGUGUACCCUGGCAAAGGAGGCGGAGGCAAAGAAAAAAACAAAACAAAGCAAGAGAAGGGCAAGAAGAAGGAGGGAGCCCCUAAAUCUCGGGCGCCGAAGGAAGGCAAUCGAGCUGGGAAUAAACGAGAAGACCUGUAACGGGGCAGUCACUGCUGCCUGGAGCACACGGGACAGAGCUCAGCCAGGGCUCGUGGGGGCGGGGCGGGCGUGGGAAACCGCACACAGGAUGGAAUUCUAGUUUCUUCUAGAGAGGGUCUGCCACACGGCCAGUGUGUGGUCAGAGUAGGAAUUAUUGUUGAAAAGGUUUCAGGUAGAAGAUAGGUUUUGUAUUAACAUCGGACAUUGGACACUGCCAAAUUCAGGUUUACUAUGAAAUCACUUUAGAUGGAAACCUGACUGUUGAUUUUUCCCAUUUAAAUAUGGGGGAGUCCCUGACCGCUGUGUCACUGCCCCCUCAGUGCACCUGCUCUGGUCUCACGUCCUGCGGUGUCUGUGCUUUUUAUUUUUGUUAACGAAGGAUACCAGGUUCUAAUCAGACACACAUUAAGGCUUGAUGUAAUUGAAUCAGGGUCUUCACGCCACAAAAAAACCAUCAUUUUCAUUACUGUGAAAUAAAAAUGCCCCAUGAGAGCACUGCACGGAGCAUGGUGUUUAAGUAUACAACCAGCACGCCAGGAUGUGCGAAUCCCACUUCUGCAAAAACUGCAGAGAACAGAAAAUAAUGUUGCUUGGAGAUCCUGAGUAUUUCCUUUGAAUUUCUUGGACUUGAAUCCUUAGCAGUUAAAGAGAACUCUUGGUAUCUGUCAGGUGUUAGGUGGUCUGUGGAGCUCGGGGAUCCUGUUGUGUGUCCUUAAUUAGGAAACAGUAAUGCUGGUGUUGAAGUUCAUGUGUUCCAUGUAAUGUGACAGUUUUAAAAGGUGUAAAUCAGGAUCAGCAGUCCUUUGCAGUGUGGCAGAAGGCUCAAUAACCUCCUUCAUUUGUACAUGUUUCUUUGAUAAAGUGCCUAAAUUUGUGGUGUUUCUAUAUGGUACUCACAUGAGGCCCUAUCUGCUAAUGUCUGAUUUCACUGUUCAUGUUGAAGCCUCCUCUGGUUGACAGUUAUGGAAUUUAUAUACAGGUGUCAUUUUUAAGAACUAAAAUUGUUUGUAAAAACCUCCUAUUGUGAUUUUAACCAAAUAACACACGUACAUGGUUAGAAAAUGCUUUUGUUCAAAAAGGGUACCAAGUGGAAAGCCUGCGGAGCCAGUGCUGCCACUCUUGUCCUAGCAGAAGCUGCUGUUAAUGUUUCCAAAAAUGUGUAUUUAUCAGUUUGUAGCAAUGUGUGCGUUAGCCUUGCAGCAUCUAUUUCCCCUGGUUUUGGUCACUCCAUUCUCAGUUCUGUGCUCUGGGUGGGAUAUUUCCCCUACCGCCUUCCCAGCCUCCAGGCCACCCCACUGCAGGGAUGAAGAGCUAACCCCAGCUAAGUUUCUUGAGCCACCUCAGGAAGAGGUGGCUUUUGUUCUUCAUACCAUUGGAACCCGGAGGGUGUGAGGUGGGGCCACAUUGGCCCAUCCAGAGGAGCUGUCAGAAUGGAGCCAAUACAGGCCAUGAGGAGAUACGGGGCGACAGCCAGGUCCUGGUGGUGUAGUGUAAACCCUCUAAAAUAAUAAUCAUUGCCUCCCCAUCUAGAAGUCAUUUAAGAAUGGAGGAAUGUGUCCACUAGGGGGCACCAGAGACUGGCCGUGCAUUGGGUCUUGCCACCCAGCCUUUGGGGAGAAUUCUUCAGCCAUGGUUUGAAUUAACACAUCACUCGAGCUGUGCUUGCCAGAUGUCUGUGGAAAUAUGCAGACACCUCUUUCUCUGAUCUCUGUAUUAAUUUACUUCGUUGUCAUAGCAACCCGAGGCAGGAGGCACUAUAUUAUCACCCCAUCUUCCACACAAGGACGCUGAGGCCCAAGGAAGGUAAGCAUCUUCUUCAAGGUCACACUGCUAGGAAGUGACAGAGCCAGAACCUGAACUCGGGCAACACAACAUUAGCCACCUGGCAUGAAUAAAGCAAAAUUAUACCCUU